Spirodela intermedia is the source of this 1972-nucleotide messenger RNA. Lineage: Eukaryota; Viridiplantae; Streptophyta; Magnoliopsida; Alismatales; Araceae. The record is from the annotation of a GenBank genome assembly.
AUGGCGAAGAACGGCGUCUCGAUCGGCGAGUACGACGCGUGUAGGAGACGCGAUUCCGAUGCCCGGCUGUUAGAGGAGCUGCAGAGGUUGGAGAGGAGGAUCUUCCCUAAGCACGAGUCCUUGGCGAGGUCCUUCGAGGAGGAGCUGAGGAAGAAGAACACCGGAUUGAUUUACGCGGCGGAGCUGGUUCCCGGCGGUCGAGGACGGGGAGAGAUCGUUGGAUACGUCAUGUACACGCUUGCCUCUUCUCUCUGCGCCUCCGUCACCAAACUCGCCGGUAACUUCUCAUCUGGGACCACGGUUGCCUCGGUGCGGGGUCUUUUUACAUUUUCGUAUUUGGUGUGCUAAGAUUUACAGAAAUCAUGAAAUUAUUAGUGUUCUCAUCACGCACCAUUCCCUAUUCCAUCUGCAAGUAAGAAAUCUAGGUCACGGUCCUCGUUUCUCGGGACCACGUUUUUCUUCAUCCGGCACGCAUACUUUGAAAUUAGUUUCUGUUGUUAUUUUUGUGCGAAUGGGUUAAGUUGUCUCGAGUGUUGCUCUCGCAAAUCAAUCCGAUCAUCACCGACCUUUGAAUUUUUGACUUGUCGAAAUAUUUUGACGAUCAACAGUACACAGUGUGAAUAAUACGGGAAUCCGCAUGAUACAUUAUUGCAUCAACAUAUGGACAUCAAAUGUACGAAUAAUAAAAUCCUCACAUGCCCAUAACUAUAAGACGAGCACCAGGCCAAAUGCAAAGGUUGGGACUCCAAAUUAUGUGGCAUACACUAAGGUAAUUGCCGUUGGUUACUCUAGAGGACGCACUGCUGUCUUUCGCCAGAAAAUGUAGGGGUGGAUUUUUUUUCUUAUAAUUGGGAGAUCCCCAGUUCUGUAGAUGUCGUCAACUAAAGCAUACUAUGGUAAUGAUACGAAUGCAGCUAUUCCAAUACCGAUUCCAUUGAAUUUUAUUUCCUCGAUUCCUGAUUCACCUUGGUUACAUUCGGCCCAUUGGCCUUGGUUCCCAUCAUUUACUAUUUUUAUGAUCUUGGCCCACAUGUUCUACGAUCACCAGAUGCCAACAUUCAGAUGUAAACAUUCGUAAGGGCAGAACUCCAUGUGAAGAACAAUUUUUCUAUCAAUCGACAAGGGCUCUACCUUUUUUUUAUCUUCUAAUGAUUUUACUUGUCAAGUGCAGUAAUUUGGAUGACAUAUAUGGACCGCAUCUAACUCCUCGGCUCUUGUAAUGAAAUUUGUUGGUGUGUGUUGGGGGGUGGGGGGUGGCGGAGGGGAUUGAGUUGAAGAAAAGGAUGAUUUCAUAGCAAAAUGAUUAAAAAAGUCAACUCCAAUUGACAUAUAUGAACAGCUGAAUGUUUCUUUUCUGGGGAGAUGGGUUUCUUGCAUAGUCUAGGAUUGCUGAAUUUUUCUGCUUCCAUUUAUAUUCUCAUUAUUCAUCGAUUUUAUUCAUCCCGCUCAAAAAGAAAUUCUAAUGCCAUAACACAUCUGCUUGAAGUGUGAGCAUGCCCCUGCCACUGUUCUUCACUUCUCAUUUCUUUCCUCUAUAUGAAAAUGUGGCUCUACUAUGAGAGAAAAGGCUCAUAACCAUGCUCCAAAAAUAGCUAAAACUAAUCACCCCCCCCACAAACUAUGGGUCAGUCUCAGAAAAUAUUGUAAAUAUGGUAAUCUGAGAGAACAACAAUCCUCAGUCAUGUUUGGGCACCUUUUCCUUAUAUUCUUUCUGUUCUCAUGCCCCCUUGUCUCCGGUCAUGCAGUGAAGGAGAGUUGGAGGCGGCAAGGCCUGGGUGAGGCCCUGCUGAAGGCGGCCAUUGAAAAAUGCAGAGCCAAGAAGAUUCAUUGCGUCUCCCUCCACGUUGAUCCUGCCAGGACGGCUGCCCUCUCUCUUUACCAGAAGCUCGGAUUUCGGAUAGAUGUACUGAUCGAAGGUUAUUACUCCUCAGAGCGGCACGCCUACAGAAUGUACCUGGAUUUCAACCGUUAG